This is a messenger RNA of Penicillium bovifimosum, 1512 nucleotides long. It is a transcript of the gene hat1, whose product is annotated as histone acetyltransferase catalytic subunit HAT1. The transcript has 4 exons. The record is from RefSeq and is a predicted model, not a curated record. Gene Ontology annotation, molecular function: histone H4 acetyltransferase activity. Bases 1 to 1512 code for a protein of 503 amino acids. Gene Ontology annotation, biological process: subtelomeric heterochromatin formation. Gene Ontology annotation, cellular component: nucleus. Lineage: Eukaryota; Fungi; Ascomycota; Eurotiomycetes; Eurotiales; Aspergillaceae.
AUGGCGACUGAAGCUGGAUGGUCUUGCGACGCCAACGAUGCGGUCCAUGUUACCAUCGUCCAACCGGGCGAGAAGAAGCCGAAGACACUUUCUGCGUUUCACCCUCAAUUCACAUACCCAAUUUUCGGCGACGAUGAACAGAUCUUUGGCUACAAGGGCUUGAUUAUCCGUCUGCGAUUUGCAGCUCACGACUUGCGCCCUCAUGUUCACAUUUCCUACGACGAGAAGUUCAAACCGGUCGGCGAUACAGCUGCUCUGGACCUCCUUGCUACAUUGAAGCCUUUCGUUCAGCCAGAGUCAUUUGCCAAUCUUCCAGAUUAUGAGAAGGCGAUUCAAGAGGACCCAGACGCCAAAGACUUUAAGCCUCCGGGCCAAUUUGUACUUGGCUACGAGGCGGAUGACAGGAAAUAUGAGAUAUGGGCUGGAUCAUUGGGGAACCCGGAUGUGAGAAAGAUCCUGGAUCGCAUGCAGGUCCUCGUGUCUCUUUUCAUCGAAGCCGGGACUCCCUUGGAGACAGAUGAUCCGGAAUGGACACUUGAUCGGUGGACGGUAUACUUCGUGUAUGAGAAGGUGACUCCUCCAACGCCCACGGCAUCAGCAUACUCCAUCGUCGGAUAUGCCACGACGUAUCGCUACUGGUAUUACCACCGCAAUCAAUCAGAGACGCCCACAGUCAAGAACGACGAGUUCCCUCCAUCAGAAGUCGACAUCGCUGAACUUCCUUCACGCAUCCGCAUUGCCCAGUUCCUUAUCCUCCCCUCACACCACCGCGCCGGCCACGGCACCCACCUUUAUACCACAAUCCACGCGGCCUGUAUCGCAGACCCGACCGUCCUGGAGCUUACUGUUGAAGAUCCCAAUGAACAGUUCGAUGCGCUCCGGGACACAGCUGAUUAUUGUCUGCUGCGGCCAGAGUUCCUCAGACACAACGUGAAUCUCAAUCCCGACCCUCUUGGCGCAUACUCAGAAAAGAAGCGCCCUCGCAAUGUGCCCACUUCCGCCCUUAUCCCCACAAAACUGCUACAUGAUAUUCGAAAAUCGUUCAAAAUCGAACCAACUCAGUUCGCGCACGUUCUAGAGAUGUACCUCCUUGGCCAGAUUCCCAAAAGCCACCGCCUGGCCGGCGGCACAAAUCUCGCUCGGCUUUUGAUCAAGAAAUACAAAGCCGACAAUGAAAACGACCGACGAUACUACUGGUGGCGCAUGCUAACCAAGCAGCGUCUCUUUAAGAAACAUAAAGAACUUCUGACCGAACUGGAGCUUAUGGACCGGGUGGAAAAGCUCGAUGCCACAGUUCAAAAUGUGGAGGAAGGCUAUGAGAUCACGUUGGAGGCUCUCGAGGGCCGCUUGCCUGAAGUCCCAACGGAUGAAGAGGCGGAGGAAAAUGCAAAUGAACAGGCCUCCAAGGCCCCAACUGGUAGCCGGGACCAACGUGUCAAGCGCAAGCUCACGGUCAUGGAGGAUGAUGACGAGGAGGACGAAUCUGAGGCGGCCAAACGUCCGAAGAUUUAA